This is a messenger RNA of Daphnia magna, 4940 nucleotides long. RefSeq names its product small conductance calcium-activated potassium channel protein. Gene Ontology annotation, biological process: potassium ion transmembrane transport. Gene Ontology annotation, cellular component: neuron projection; neuronal cell body; plasma membrane. Gene Ontology annotation, molecular function: calmodulin binding; electron transfer activity; heme binding. Bases 481 to 3807 code for a protein of 1108 amino acids. The transcript is spliced from 12 exons. The record is from RefSeq and is a predicted model, not a curated record. NCBI's taxonomy places the organism in Eukaryota, Metazoa, Arthropoda, Branchiopoda, Diplostraca, Daphniidae.
CACGGCAGCAGCAACAGCGCAGAAGGAGGAGGCGGGAGGAACCCAUACCAGCACCGCUAGCCGAAACCAAAUACAGAGUAAAUAUAACGUUGUCUUACCGGCGACCUGCCCUUCAGUGCAUUGCUCACCUCGUACAGAAAGAGGCCGGUUCGGAAAAAUUGCCAGAGCUGUCGCAACUGUUGGACAAACCUAUUCGGCUUCAUUUGGGUGACGGCUCCUUGCGGCCGAGGAAGAUUCAUCGUCACACAAAUAGAAGUCAGUGACCGCGUGCAGCCCAUCUAGACACUUUUCGAUUGGUCGUGUAACCCGCGCGGACGGCCGGCGCUCGGAGCGUUGAGAUUCAUCGUGCAACGCCAUCUCCGUCGACCGCAUAUUGUCAUCAUGGAUGCCGUCGCAGACUGAGUCUAGCCUAUUCCCAAUUGGCUGCCACGCACGAGCCGCAUUGGAUGCGAGAUUUACAAGGACGAAAGCUUUGACAUAAUGGCGAGUCUGUCGACGGAACGAGCCGUCAGCCUAAGCCGGGGGGACUCGACUGACAACCUUUUGACCACGGAUUUGUCGCCACCAGAAGUCCUUCUCGAGCCGACCGUCUCCGGCAAAGAUGAUGAUGAGGAGGAGGAGGAGCCGUCAUCGCAGCGGCCGGCGGGGGCUAGUCAUCGUUCGCUUCAGAGCGUCUAUAAGAACCAGUCGUCCUCGUCUGUGUCGUCUUCUGUGUCGGGAACGACAGCGGCGGCGCGGCCAUUGCUGACGGCCCCAUCGUUUGACCAACGCCAAGCUCCUGAUCUGGUGGACGCGUCGCCGUGGAGUUCGACUGAGACGUCGUGCCGCAGUCGAAAGAAUUCCGUUAAUCUGGUGGAGGGCUGGAACCAAGGCAACGGCCAAAACCACAACAACAACACGUUGGCCAUCAAUCAACGCCUGGGCGAUGUUGCCGUUCGGACGGCGCCGCCAUCGCAGAGCUCGGUCGACUCGGCCAUCAUCAGCACCGCCGCCGGAAUCAUUGCCGGUUGCGGGGGCCAGACCACCCGCACCAACCGAUCUGUGCCGGACAUAGAACUCCACUAUCGGCGCGACAACAGCGACGAACGUGCGUGUGGGAGCGUGGGCGAGCCCAGCCCUCGGCUGUACAACCGUCACGGCCCUCAUCAUUCGCAGUCGUCCUUUGCUCCGCAUUACCAUCAUCAUCACAGCUCGUUGUUGUCACAGCAACAGCAGCAACACGGCGGCCCGCCUACUCACCUACACCAGCAUCAACAGGGUGUCCAUCACUCUUCGCGUUAUCACCCCGUUCAUCCGUCAGUGGGUGUUAUUCCGUCUCGGCCCCGUGUCUGCGAACAUCAGCCGUUUUCAUUUUCGCUGUCAAGAGCCACGUCCCGUGAAUCGGUCCGUUCGGGAGUUGGCCAGUCGGGAUUUUACGGCCACGGACAGGAAUCGUCUUUGAGAUUGCCCAGCAGUCAGCUGGUGCCGGAACUGGCUGCUUCGCUGGCUACUAGUGGUUACUCAGCCGCCGGAAGUUUUCGAGGCGAAAUGCUGCGCCAACAUUCGCAGCCGGAAACGUCCUGCUAUCACUGCCACAACCCGAGCUCCUCGCUGCGGCAGUUGAAGGAAUCAGGCGGAUCUAGCGGCGGGGGAGGCUGCGAUAUCGCCGGCAUCGCUGCAGACACGCUUCGCAUCAAUGGCGCCAUCCGGCAGUUCCGCCAGGUAGCUUUUCCACUGCAGUCGGCGACGAAAAUCCGUCGAUCCCGCUUUCAGCGCGCCUACACCGACGCCGCUUCUGAAACGCUGACUCCCGGCUCGACGGCAGCGGCCGGUCAAGUGUUGGCCACCAGUGCGGUCGUCCCGCCCGUCUCCAUCACGUUGCGGAAACCGGUGUCCACACUGUCGAUACCUUCUUCCAUGAAAGCCACCGGUGGCAGCAGAAAUGAUGGCAACGAAGAGGCCACGACGGCGCUGGUCAGCGUCCAUUCAGAGUACCCACGCUACACGGAGGAUCGGUGCCAGGUGCAGCAGCAGCAGCAGCUGGUCAGCGUUAGCGUCGGAGGCAACAGCAGCAGCGUCAAAUCCAGCGCUUUGGGAGGCAUUAGCAUCGCCGCGACUGGCACGCCUGGAGCCGUCGGAAGUGGUGCAUCCGGCGUCGGACAGGUCAUGGCCGCCUCGUCUUCAACCGGCGGAGGAAUGGGUGUUACGCCCCUGGCUAUGGGCAAGAACCGGCCCAAUGUCGGCUACCGGCUCGGCAGACGGAAAGCUCUCUUUGAGAAACGCAAGCGAAUCAGUGACUACGCACUCGUCAUCGGCAUGUUCGGCAUCAUCAUCAUGGUCAUCGAAAACGAACUGGCCAGUGCCGGCGUCUACACCAAAGCAUCAUUUUACUCGACCGCCUUGAAAACGUUGAUAUCAGUCUCGACGGUGAUUCUCUUGGGUUUGAUAGUGGCCUACCAUGCCUUAGAAGUCCAGUUAUUCCUGAUUGACAAUUGCGCGGACGAUUGGCGGAUCGCCAUGACGUGGCAACGGAUGAGCCAAAUCAGCUUCGAGCUGCUCAUCUGUGCCGUCCAUCCCAUUCCGGGUGAACAUUACUUUUUGUGGACGACCAAAUUGGCCAACCACGGCGGCGUCAUCGGAUCGAAAUGGGUGCCCGUUGAUGUCGCACUUAGUUUGCCCAUGUUCCUAAGGCUCUACCUCAUCUGCCGAGUCAUGCUUCUUCACAGUAAACUAUUUACGGACGCAUCGUCGAGAUCGAUUGGCGCCCUCAACCGGAUCAAUUUCAACACGCGAUUCGUCCUCAAAACGUUGAUGACCAUUUGUCCAGGCACCGUUCUUCUCGUAUUUAUGGUGUCGCUAUGGAUCAUCGCCAGCUGGACGCUGCGUCAGUGUGAACGGUAUCACGACGAGGAGCACGCCAAUCUGCUCAACACGAUGUGGUUGAUCGCAAUCACGUUUCUGAGCGUCGGCUACGGUGACAUUGUGCCCAACACGUACUGCGGUAGAGGUAUCGCUGUCACGACUGGCAUCAUGAAGGGUGCUGGCUGCACGGCGUUGCUCGUUGCUGUCGUCUCGAGGAAAUUGGAGCUGACGCGGGCAGAGAAACACGUCCACAACUUCAUGAUGGACACACAACUCACCAAGCGCUUGAAGAACGCGGCCGCUAAUGUCCUGCGAGAGACGUGGCUAAUCUACAAGCACACGAAACUGGUGAAACGCGUUAACCCGGGCCGGGUCCGUACCCAUCAGCGCAAGUUUUUGCUGGCCAUCUACUCGCUGAGAAAGGUCAAGAUGGACCAGCGCAAACUGAUGGACAAUGCCAACACCAUCACUGAUAUGGCCAAGACUCAAAACACCGUUUACGAAAUAGUCUCUGAGAUGAACACACGGCAAGAUGUCAUGGAGGAACGUCUCAGCACUUUGGAGGAGAAGUUGACUUUACUUCAGGAGACCCUCGAAGCUCUGCCUGAGGCCAUUUCACGCUACCUGCCGACCGUUGUCAAUAAUGCGCCGUUCAGCGGCGCUACCAGCGGCUGGUCGCAGCCGCCACAGACGGAAAGCAACGGCACCGAGUUACAACGACGACAGCAGUUUCUGCAUCCGGAAUCGACCUACGGCAGCAUCGGCGGAGGGGCCAGUGGUGCAACUAAUUCUGCCGCAGCAGCAGCAGCAGCAGGAAAUGGGGGUGGUGGUGUCACGCAUUCGAGAUCCUCGCCCGGAACGUGGACAGCCACUUCUCCCGCGGGAGCGUCCACAUCAACGGCCCUGCCCGUACCUGCGCAACCACCUCAGCCACCGCCGCUGCCAUCCAAGCCCAAACUCAGUUAACUCUGUCUCUCUUUAUUUACCUGUCCGUCUCGACGAGAAAAGUCAUCCCCUCUCAUCCAAUUCCCAAUACGUUUUUUAUAUACAUAUUAAGAUAUACAUAUAUAUAAAAUGUAAGCAUAUUAUUAUUGACGUGACCUAGUGAGAUUUAUCGGGUGGCACCGGCCAAAAAGGGAAGAAAAGAAACAAAAAUGAUAGGAAAAUGUUUUCGGGGUCUCUUUGUCUACACUUCACUUUGUUUUUUUGUUUUUAUCCGGGCAAGUUCGCCAGCCGGAGGAUCUUCAAAUGAUGUACAAAGUAAAAUAUAACAAAACGAAUAACUGAAAACUCGAAUGAUUUUCGCUUGUUCAUUGAGAAAACAAAUAGCGAUAAUUCACGUUGGGUCGAAUGUUCAUUUGUUUCAUUCGAGUCUCUAUUUUUUUUUUUUUUCACAUCAAUUCAAUUUUCUAUUGGAGACUGAAACAGAAUUUUCCGUGCUAGACUAGAAUUAAAACAAAAAAAAUUUUACACCUUUUUCUAGGGGUUUCUUUUUUUUUCGGCCCGACUCUUUAAAUGGAUGUGCCCGGUGCGCAUCCUCACUAUCGAAUCAUGUUUUUGUUUUUAUUUUCUUCAAUAAUUACAAUCUAUAAUCCUGUACACAUCGUAUCGAACAUACUUACAAAUUAUAUUGAUAAAAGAUAUAAUGUUUUUAUGCUCUCAUGUGUGUGCCCCUUGUGUGUACAAUAACGAAAGGCGGGGGGUGGAAAGAAAAAUGGAACGGUUGAGUUUGCAUAUAACUCACGACAAGUUUUGACUUCGCGAUCUCCCACAUUUUCAUUCGAUUUAAUUUGAUUUGUUUUCCCGUUUUCUUGUCUCCUGUUAUCUUCCGGCCAUCGUGAUGAUAUCGCAUUUUUAUAUGGGCGGAUUCGUUUUGUUUCUUCUUUCAUUCUCUUCUCUCUUUUCCCGCUAUCGUGUUAUAUGAUAAACAUUUUAAAUUCGUCUGAUCCUUUUUUUGUUUUUCUUCACGGAAACUGGAAACGACAUUCGCAAAUGGCCUGAGGAUUGAAAUGCAAAUCCAAGAGUUGAUUUUCUUUGUAUCAUCACCACCUGCCAUGUAUACUGUUGAUUUUAUAAAACAAUAUGAAUUACCUUGUCAA